Messenger RNA from Branchiostoma belcheri (Belcher's lancelet), 2691 nucleotides. Its product is annotated as tubby-related protein 4-like. The record is from RefSeq and is a predicted model, not a curated record. The transcript has 12 exons. The coding region runs from base 303 to 2567 and encodes 754 amino acids. Lineage: Eukaryota; Metazoa; Chordata; Leptocardii; Amphioxiformes; Branchiostomatidae. Gene Ontology annotation, molecular function: protein binding.
AUCAUAAUAUCGAGCAGAAAUUUUCUCCCCAGGCUUUUGUUUAGGCCUGCUUUUUUUUCUCGAUUUAUGCAGAAAUAUAGCAGUUUCUGCGCCCGUGGGAGUUGGGUUUGGUUUGAGGAGCAGUUGUGACUGAGUCGGAGCCCCAGCGGGAGUCGGAGUCGUGACAGGACGUGGUGCAGGCGUGGGCGAGCACCGCGGAUCGGAUCUCAUUUUUCGCCGGCGGAGGUUUGCAGUGUUGAUGGCCGAGACCGCGGCUUGUGAGCUCCCCGUCCUCUCGGGCUGAACCCCGCCGCCCUGCAGACAUGCACGCCCGGCUGGAGCACGCCCCCGUGGCCCGCAGUGACUCCACCAUCCACACGCUGUCCUGGAACGGCAUCAUCCCGGCCAGUGAGCGGGAGAAGUCGGUAGCGCGGCGGAGAUACUGCCAUGAGGGCUGGCUGGCCACGGGGAAUGCCAAGGGCGUGGUCGGCGCGACCUUCACCACAUCACACUGCAGGAAGGAGUACAAGGCCCCUCCCCGCAGUAACUUCAACCUCCGCGGACACAACAGUGAGGUAGUCCUGGUGAGAUGGAACGAACCCUACCAGAAGCUAGCCACCUGCGAUGGCAACGGUGUUAUCUUUGUCUGGAUCAAGUACGAGGGCAGAUGGUCCAUAGAACUGGUCAAUGACAGGGGCAGCCCCGUUAGCGACUUCAACUGGAGCCACGACGGGCGGUUAGCGCUCAUCUGUUACCGAGACGGGUUCGUGCUGGUGGGGUCGGUCGCCGGACAGCGGUACUGGUCCUCCAUGUUAAACUUGGAGGAGUCCAACAUCCUGUGUGGGGUGUGGACCCCGGACGACAAACAGGUGCUGUUUGGCACUGCGGAUGGCCAGGUGAUCGUCAUGGACAGCCACGGUGCCAUGGUAGCACAGUGUAUCCUUGACGAUGAUGAUGAGAUCCGCUCCCUCGCCUGGUCGGGUGAGAAGUUCCACAUGGUCAACACCAGCGACUCCGAGAGUGAGGUGGAGGAGAGUCCGUCCACUCCCAAACAGAAAGGUCAGAGAAGGAGGCAUUCCCAGCGGCAGGCAGCCCUGAAGAGUGGACACAUCCUGGCUGUGGGGUUUGGUAGUGGUGAUGUGGCACUCAUGAAGUCUUAUGACGACAUGGCACCUGUACUCAUCAGAACCAACAUGAUUGCGACCAAACUGGAGUGGAGCAGCUGUGGUUUGUUCCUGGCCGUGGGAGGCACACACCGACACAUCACCGACCCUGACAGUGUCAGCGCUGUCAAGUACUACGACACCAGCGGCCAUCUUAGAUUCACUCUCAACAUUCCCUCACAGAGAGCACUCACUGCCAUGACUUGGGGCCACAACGACAAGAGAUUUUUUGUUGCGUCUGGUUCGAGUCUGUUUGUGGCGUGGGUGGAGAAGGAGGUGGCGCCGCUCCAGCUGCUCUGUAUGGAGGUGGUCGGGACGAUGAUCAAGGAGGAGAAACAGGUUGCUAGGCUACCGUUGCCAAGCCGCAUCAAGACCUACGUCACUCAGGCCUUCUCACCCACCAUCAAGCAGGGAUGUAUUCCAGAUCCAAGCAAGUUGAGAGAAUUUGUCAGUCAGACUAGCGUGGGAGCAGAGAGACUACACUGCACCAUGGUCAGGACUGAUGAUGACGGUUACACGCUGUACUUGGAGUACCUAGGGGGCCUUGUUCCACUACUGAAGGGCAAGAAAGUCAGCAAACUCAGGCCAGAGUUUGUGAUCUUUGACCCUGAAGUCUGCACUAAAGAUGACAAGUCAGAUGACGAUGGCGGGAUCUUCAGCGGGCUGAGCAGCAGCGGCUGCAGCAGCGGCAGUGACUUCAGCGAUAACGACAGCGACGAGCUGCAGAGUCGGCGCAGGUCGCCCGGUCAGCUGGGGAGGAAGGGCGGCGAGAAGGAGCGAGACACGGUGUACCUGGACAACCUGCCGCAGGAGAACCGGUUAGUAGAGGUGACCUCUAACAUCUGGGGCACCAAGUUCAAGGUGCACGGCCUGGCGCCCUUCCUCCCGGCCUACAUGGGCGCCGUGAACUACAAGACCAGCCUGCUGCACCUGCAGCCGCGCCAGAUGACCAUCUACCUGCCGGAGAUCGGGAAGGGGAUGCGGCCGCCCAGGGACACCACCUUCAACCCCAACAUGUUCAGUGAGGAUGAGGAGGAAGGAUCUCCAGGCUGCAGGGAUAGUGGGAUCUCCAAUGUGGAACCCCCUCCAGAAGAAAUGGAUGUUCCCAUCUGCCCUGUCAGCUGUGCAGACUCCCUCCGCUCCGUCAAGAAGGAACUUCUCACCACACGGAUGAACCUCGCCAACGAGGACAUCUUCUCCUCAGCCAAUCAGAUCACACUACCCGGAAAGUAUUUUGUAGAGGUGCACCAUGGGAACUCAGAGGUGCACCACGGGAGCGGGGUAGAGGUGCAGCGUGGGAGACAAGAAGCCCAGUGCAUCAGACCAGACUGCUAUGAGAGAAGAGAGCUCUCUCCCAGUGAGAGAGAACAGUACAUAUCACAAGGGGCCAUUCCUAAAGCGUACAAUCAGUUGAGGCACUUAUAAAAACCUAGAGGAGUUAGACGGACAGACAGAGUGUGAUGGAGAGAUCUUAGCUGCAGAAGAACCACAGAAACUGCUAGAGGAAGGGGUGGUAACCAACGGGGACGGGGGAGUUGCAAACGAGAUG